UAUGAAUAAUUAUUUUAAAAGUAAGAUUUAAAUAUUAUGCUAACGGUAAUAUUUUGCUCCUAUUUUAAGCAUGAAACAUCGCUAAUCAUAAUAUUAACAUUUAACAGUGUCACGAGAGUGAGACUUUAUUUCAAUUUUCAAAACAGCGUGGUAUAAACUAGUUAGAAUAACUGAUUACCAUGCAAGGUAUUUUAUCUUAAGACUUCGAAGUUAAAUGGCCGAGCUUUAAGUUUAAGACGUUCUCUUCUGUUUUCACAAGACAAGAUAGUACUAGUAGAUAGAUAUUCCUCACCCUACGCUUUCUGUAGGAAACAUUGGAAUUGACCUGAGGAUGAAGUAUAUAGAUCGAUAUUAAUUCCUUAAUUUUUUAAAGUUAAUGGUAGUUAGAGAGGCUGGGAGAAUAAAAAUAGAUAAAAAAAGGCACCCGGAGAAGACAACUAAGACAAGGUUUUCCUCAGGGACUAAAAGUACGUCAAAGAUCGGAUAUGCAAGACGUUCUCAUUCAUUCUUGUCUACCCAGCUAUAUGAUGGUCCAGAGGAAUGGGUGACCAUUCUCAUCACCUCAUGCCACUUGAAACCAGAGUUUGAAAGCACCAGCCCUAUGUGCCUUGCAAAGGUUUUGGAUUCAAGAAAGAAAGAAAUCAAAAGUUAAGGUGUUGAAAAUAAUACACUUCUAAUGGCAUUCCCAUAUCUGAUUCGUCGCUUAUUUAGACGGAAACGGUUUUUUGGAUUGAUUGCUGGUGUAGGGUUGAUUUUUCUCUUAUAUCAGUUUUGGCUGAGCAUUGAACUAUCAAAACGAAGAAAUCAAGUUUUAAAACAUCAAAAUAUUGUUAGCACCAAACCAUAUCAAAAAGCUGAUGCUGUAAUUGACGUAAUUAAUGGAGGCAUCCUGAAUGGACAAAAAAAAUACCAACAAUCUAAUUUACAUAAGAAGAACUCUAAUUUACCCCAACAGUCCAUAGAGUUCCAAAAGAAAUACAGUAAAGAUUUAAAUCAGGCUCAGCAUUUGGAGCAAAUGAACCACCCAUUUGUUUUGGGUGUGCUGUCCAGCCAACAGAAGUUAUAUUUACCGAAUCAGAAAGGAAUGUUUCAGUGUAUCCAAGACAAAACUCAGAUACCUCUUGAUCAGGUCAAUGAUGAUUUCUGUGAUUGUUUAGAUGGUUCAGAUGAACCAGGCACUUCAGCUUGUGUCAACAGUAGAUUUUAUUGUACUUUUCAACCUAUGCACCAUGAAGGAUCUUUGGUAAUUGUGUCCAGCAGGGUUAACGAUGGAAUAUGUGAUUGUUGUGAUGGUAGUGAUGAGUGGCUCGGGAAGCAGCCUCCAUUUCAUGUACAAAUUUCAGAAUUGAAUCAACAUCGUCUGGGAGUGUAUCAAGUUCCAUGUCAAAACCAUUGCUCCAACAGAUGAAGCAAGUAUCUUAACUAACAUAUUUUGGAGUUAGGAAUGAGAGCUGUGUUGACAAGCUGGUGACUGAUCUAGUAAGGUGGACAAACCAUGAUGGUAGAUGAUCUGUGAUGAACAUUUUGACAAGGUACAAAAUGAACGAAGUGGAGACUUCUGUUCCUGUUCUUCCUUUGCUGGUAUCUGCAAUUUUUACAGUAACUACUACUCUAUACUCAGCCAUACCAAUUCAUUGGAGUGACCUGAACUCUCAGCCAGAAACUUUUUCAGUCUAACUCAAAACAAUUGAGACUCUCUGCAUUCUUCAGCAUCACAAGAGGAGCCAUAAUUGGCUUGUGCUUAUAAAAGUAAUGUUUGAAUGAUCCUUUUUUGUAUAUUGAGUCAUAUUUACUAAGAACACACAGUUUAAUGUCAAGUAUUCAGAAUUGUUUAGAGCCAUAGCUUUUUUUCUACCAACACUGUGUGGUAAUGUGUUGGUUUAUUGUUGAAGAGGUUAUCCUGAAGAUGCAAGUUUUUCUUUGUUUUGUUUUCUUUCAAAUGAAGAAAUUUACUUAAGAAGAAAUUCUGGACUUUUGAGCUGUGUAAAAAGAAUUUCUUUUAGUUUUAUAUUGUAAGUAAAAAUUCAUCUGGCUAUGAAAUGCAUUUGUAAUUUUUUGAAAGAUCUAUCAUUUUAAUGAUAAAAUUGGUUGUUAGGUAACUGGUGAUAAAAGUUCUUUUUAUAUGUACCUAUAGAAAGAGACAUCAAAUAAUAUAGUAUAAAAUAUUAAUAAUCUUAAUAAGUUAAAAUACAAAUUACAUCAAUAAAUGUUGGAAAUAUUCAGGUAUGUUUGAGGCUUUCCUUAACUGUAAUUAUAUUUUAUGUUUAAUAUAGAUACUUGAACUUUUCCUGUCUUGAGAUUUAUUAUAUGUGUUUAAGAAAUGGUAAUGCAUAAAUAGUGACAUCUUUUAUUGUUGCAACUAUGGUGGAAGUUGCUUGGUAUGUGAAUUGUUUAAACUUGCAUAGCAGAAUCAGUUAUAUUAUUGUAAAUUGGGUAUAUUGUAAAGGGCUUGUAUAUUUACUAAGAUAGCUUUAUGGUUUUAUAUAUUACAUUUGAUACUAGGAUACAGUUGUUUUGAAAUUAAAUACAUUUGUUAGCAUAGAGCGUGAACAGUUUCUAGUCUUUUGUGUAGUGUUGUAUUUUGCCUAGCAGCUCCACUGUAAUUUUAGUUUGAUGUUUUAUUUGUUGUUUUGUAGUAAUUAUCAAAAACAGAUUACAAACUUAGCCAUUGAUUUUUUUUUUUUCACUUGAGAAAGUUGUAUGUGGUUAUUAGGCAGCUGUAGAAUAUGUACAAUUCAUUUCAAAAAAUGUUAAUAGUUUAGAUAGAAAAAUAUUUGACAAUUUAGAUGUUUAAAAGACUAUGGAAUAGCUGGCCAUUUAAUUUUUAUAUUCUAUGUGAGAUAAGUUCUAGAAUUAAAAAGAAAAAAGAACUAAAUUAGGCUGUAAACAAUGACCUUUAAAGUUUGCUGUACAGUGUGGAAAAUCCUAGGUGAUGAUUUAUAAUUUCUGUUGUUCUUUCUGGCAACUCUUCCAGUGGCUUAGCAGUAAGUUUGAAGGUUUAUGUCACUAAAAACUGGGUUUCUAUACUUGUGAUGUACACAGCACAGAUAACCCAUUGUGUAACUUUGCAAUUAUCAACAAACAAACAUUCUGACAAUAAACAUAUACAGUUGAAGAAUGAAGUGAGAGAUCAUUGUGGAUCACUUGGAUAAUCACUGUGUAAUUGAUAGAUAGCACUCGGCAUAACCGUAAGAAGGAUAUUUUUGUCUGGCCAACUUACUAGCUUCUGUAACUAGGUUUUUUUGUUUAUUUUAUUUUUUAAUAAAGGAAUCCCAUUGGUUGUUA
Limulus polyphemus (Atlantic horseshoe crab) is the source of this 3285-nucleotide messenger RNA. RefSeq lists its product as uncharacterized. Gene Ontology annotation, biological process: N-glycan processing. The record is from RefSeq and is a predicted model, not a curated record. NCBI's taxonomy places the organism in Eukaryota, Metazoa, Arthropoda, Merostomata, Xiphosura, Limulidae. Gene Ontology annotation, molecular function: protein binding. Gene Ontology annotation, cellular component: glucosidase II complex. The transcript is spliced from 6 exons. Bases 677 to 1408 code for a protein of 243 amino acids.